CUUUAUCUUCAUCCACAACCAGCUCACAACAUGGGAAAUGUAGCAUCAAAAGCGCCAAAAACAGCACGGAAGCUACCUAAACGUACAGAACCUCCAACAUGGACGGGUUAUAACUCGAUUAAUCCCCAACAACAAUCAUCUGGUGCGGUACACAAAAAACCAUUGGCAGGAGAGAAGAAAGACGAAGCUAUUGAAGUUGACAGUCGGGACCCUCAUUUUAUGUCCAAUCUUUCUCGAUUGGGAGUUGUGAAGGUGGACCAUCAUAUGAAGGCCGUUCGCCCCCACCAGAGAUCUCGGGACAUGAUAGAAUCUCGUAGACAAUCUGAACAGGAGGCUGCUUCCAUGCAUCCUUCGCGAAAUCACGUCCAGGCCUCUACACUAAGCUACCUUUUGGACAAGAGCAAGUCAAACGCGUCUCGUCGGGAAUUAACGGAAUUAACGGAUAAGUACGGAGUCGAUAUUGAGAAGAUCGAGAGCUUGUCGCGGCAUAUUACAAGUCCAAGUAUCAAUUCUAACAGCGUAGUUAGGAAAGUACGGAACCAAGAUGGAGAAGAAGAGCUCUCAGUGAUGGCGAUUUGGGUGGAAUCUCGGGCUUUGAAGACUUAAAACUUGUUAAAAGUGACCGUGGAUUGUUGAACCCUUGUAUCGAGUAGUGUAUAUUAUUAUAUUACAGAGCGCACGGACCUCGUCAUAAUAAAAUAUCUCCUGUUUCUCCAACCACAA
Lentinula edodes (shiitake mushroom) is the source of this 723-nucleotide messenger RNA. RefSeq lists its product as uncharacterized. The transcript has 4 exons. NCBI's taxonomy places the organism in Eukaryota, Fungi, Basidiomycota, Agaricomycetes, Agaricales, Omphalotaceae. Bases 31 to 606 code for a protein of 191 amino acids. The record is from RefSeq and is a predicted model, not a curated record.